Molecule: messenger RNA, 558 nt
Organism: Cariama cristata (Red-legged seriema)
Lineage: Eukaryota; Metazoa; Chordata; Aves; Cariamiformes; Cariamidae
Gene: TRAPPC5
Product: trafficking protein particle complex 5
Exons: 1
Biological process (GO): endoplasmic reticulum to Golgi vesicle-mediated transport
Cellular component (GO): TRAPPII protein complex; TRAPPI protein complex; TRAPPIII protein complex
Source: RefSeq, a predicted model, not a curated record
CGCUUCACCCGAGGCAAAUCCCCGCUCCUGGAACGCGCCCUGGGCCGACCCCGCACCGAAGUGAGCCUCAGCGCCUUCGCCCUCCUCUUCUCCGAACUGGUCCAAUAUUGUCAAAAUCGCGUCUAUUCAGUAGCCGAGCUACAGGCUAAACUUGCCCGUUUGGGCCACCAAGUUGGUCUUCGUGUCUUAGACGCUUUGGUAGCUCGGGAGAAGAACGGUCGACGAGAAACCAAAGUUCUUAACGUUCUUCUCUUCGUGAAGGGUCCCGUUUGGCGAGCGCUUUUUGGGAAAGAAGCCGAUAAAUUGGAACAAGCCAACGACGAUGACAAAACCUAUUACGUCAUCGAGAAAGAACCGUUGGUCAACACCUACAUUUCCGUUCCGAAGGAGAACAGCACCCUUAACUGCGCCGCCUUCACCGCCGGUUUGGUGGAAGCCGUCCUCACCGCCAGCGGCUUCCCUGCCAAGGUGACGGCUCAUUGGCACAAAGGCACCACCCUCAUGAUCAAAUUCGAGGAGGCCGUCAUCGCCCGUGACAAAAGUUUGGAGGGACGUUAA